Molecule: messenger RNA, 1361 nt
Organism: Medicago truncatula (barrel medic)
Lineage: Eukaryota; Viridiplantae; Streptophyta; Magnoliopsida; Fabales; Fabaceae
Product: UBP1-associated proteins 1C
Exons: 6
Coding region: 174-1058 (294 amino acids)
Biological process (GO): rRNA processing; negative regulation of transcription by RNA polymerase II
Cellular component (GO): nucleolus
Molecular function (GO): zinc ion binding; DNA binding
Source: RefSeq, a predicted model, not a curated record
AAAAUCAAACGUUUGUUAGCUCCCCGUGGUAAAUUGGUAGAGUAAACGAUAAAGGGGAAGGAAAACCCUAGCAUAGCAGCAUAGCUUGGCACCCCCAAUCAGGUUAACGCCAGUCGCAUUGAAACCAAACCAAGCCAUCGUUUUACCUUUUUGUUCAAAUCAAAGCAAAGACUAUGGUUUGGUUUCAAUGCGAAGACUGUGGAGACAACCUCAAAAAACCUAAGUUGCCCAAUCACUUCCGAUCAUGCCCCGCCAACAAGCUUUCGUGCAUUGACUGUGGACAAAUGUUUGGUCGAGACACUGUUCAGAACCACACACAGUGUAUUACAGAAGCGGAAAAGUAUGGUCCAAAAGGCCAAGGAAAAACUUUGAAUGCUGCAGCUUCCAAGCCUAUCAAAGAUGGCAAACAAAGGCCAGUAGUUGAUAUUAAUGUGGGUUUAUCUGAACGACCUCCGUGGUUCUGUAGUCUUUGCAAUACAAAAGCUACCAGUAAGCAAGCACUUCUUCUCCAUGCUGAAGGAAAGAAACACGGGGCGAAAGCCCGAAUGUUCCAUGCUUCGAAGCAACCACCAGUCCAGACAGAUAAUUCUGCCCCUGAUGCAAAGGAUGCAGUGGAGACAGCUUCUAAUGGUAUGUCAAAAGAUGACAAAAUUGCAGAGCAGCCAAAGUUGCACGAGUCGUCUGAACAAAAUAACCUGAAACCGGGGAAUGAAGUUUCUUCUGAAAAGAAAAAGAGGAAACGUGAAGCAUUAGAGGGUGAUGUUAUUAAAAAAAGCAAGAAUGACACAUCAGUUGACGCGGAAAAUGGGGAAGUAAUUCAGGGCGAGAAAGCAAGAGAGAGGAAAAUAAAGUGGAAGAAGUUUAUCAAAGCAGCCUUGAAAUCUCAUCCUGAUGGAUUGAAGAUGAAGAAACUGAGAAAAGUUGUCUUCAAAGCACUGAAGGAAUCUAGCAUUGUGGUAAAUGAAAAUGAAUUGAGCGAGGCGAUUGAGCAGAAGAUAAACUCCAGCUCCAACUUUGCAGUUGAGAACAAGCAUGUGCGAUUAGUGGUCAAAGAUUGAACAUUCCUGUUGGAGAUGUCAUGACCAAGAGUCGUUAAUUUUUGUCUGCAAUUGUUUGAUAAACAUUUGUCCCUCAAAAGUAUCUCCUAGAAUUUAUGUGUGAACGGAUAUUUUUAUUUUUUUUUUGAAAGUGUGGAUAAUUUAUUGGUUUGUUGGUGCAAAAUUCAGUUAAUAUCUUGUUUUUAAACAAAAGAGAAUAUUUAGAUGAAGAUUCCGUUGGUUUGUAUGCUCAAUUACAAGUACCACACAGUGAUUUGGGUGCUUUUAUGGCCAAUCGUAUUAGAGAGCAUGAUCAGAUUUUUA